Molecule: messenger RNA, 2027 nt
Organism: Olea europaea var. sylvestris
Lineage: Eukaryota; Viridiplantae; Streptophyta; Magnoliopsida; Lamiales; Oleaceae
Product: AT-hook motif nuclear-localized protein 20-like
Exons: 1
Coding region: 718-1713 (331 amino acids)
Cellular component (GO): nucleus
Molecular function (GO): minor groove of adenine-thymine-rich DNA binding; DNA-binding transcription factor activity
Source: RefSeq, a predicted model, not a curated record
UGAGCCUCGACGAAACCAGUUACCAGCAAAUAAAAAACUAGACAUUUCAAGACUGGCCAAACAGUAGACAUUUCACAUACACUGUUCAGUCUUCAGUUCUUAUCAUAUGCUAUACACCUGGUUAAGGAUCAACUGUUGAUACAGUUCCUCAUCAGAUAGAGAGAUUUCUAGGGUUAAGCCGAAGAGCCAAAGACCAAAGGACCUGAACCAAACCCUAGCCCCGUACAAACCGAAUCUGUAGAGGUACUAAAACUCUUUUCUUCCAUAUCUUUGCUCAGAAACAGAAACAGCAGUUUGUACUUGUACUAUAAAUGCCCUCCCACAUAUUAUGAUUAUCUGCAAGGUCAACUGUUCAAGGUUUGGUUUACAUGGCUAGAAAUCAGUUUCAAAGUGUAUUCAUCUUAGAUCUCCAUUUGGGUUAUGUUGUCUGUCUAAAUAAAGCCUUUUCUGGGUAAGAUCUAGGGUUUCUGCUGCUUCCGUGGAUUGUGGGUUUACUUGGAGAAGAAAAUACUAUGUCAAUUUAAGGUGUGCAAAAAUAGAAAAAUGUUUACUGUGAACUUCGGGCCUGAACAAGAAAAUUAACCUAUACAUAUACAUACACUUUGUGUUGCAAUUUCUGUUUCUAUUACCCAGAGUAACGGAAGGGUGCUGGUUGGUGCAUUCAAGAAUUAUUUGAUUUUAGUCCUUUUUAAAGAUAAACAAUUUAGUUGAAAAGGGAUGGCAAAUAGGUGGUGGGCUGAAAAUGCGGUGAUGAAUUCGAUGUCACUAUCUUCUGCUCCGUCUCUCCACUUAAGAAACCCUGAUGAAGAUGAAAAUGCUGGAUUGAACCGCCGUGGACAGCGGCGGAGGAGGGAGCAAGAAUUCUUGGACACAACCACCAAUGCAUCAAAUAGCAGUGGAAGCAAUACCAAUCAAAACCCUCGCUCAAUCAACCAAAACCCCGAAGACGGAGAUAUCCGAGAAAACGAGCAUGAAGCUGAAGAUAGUGAGAAUCCUGCUGGAGAUCUCGAAAUCUCGGACCGUAGUGGCUCGGGCGGACGCCGGCCUAGAGGAAGGCCACCUGGGUCUAAGAACAAGCCCAAACCUCCAAUUGUGAUUACAAAAGACAGUCCUAAUGCGCUUCGAAGUCAUGUCUUGGAAAUCAGUAGUGGCAGCGACAUUGCCGAGAUGAUUUCAACCUUUGCGCAGAGCCGUCGCUGUGGUGUCUCAGUUUUGAGUGGCAGUGGAAUUGUGACCAAUGUUACAUUGCGCCAGGCGGCUGCACCUGGUGGUGUGAUAACUCUUCAAGGUCGAUUCGAGGUAUUGUCGUUAUCCGGGGCAUUCUUGCCGGCACCAUCUCCACCAGGAGCCACCGGACUCACGGUGUUCUUGGCAGGUGGUCAGGGGCAGGUGGUCGGCGGCACUGUAGUGGGUGCAUUGAGAGCAUCUGGUCCCGUGAUGGUAAUUGCUGCUACAUUUACAAAUGCAACAUAUGAAAGAUUGCCUCUAGAGGAGGAGGAGCCGGUGGCCACUCAAGGAACGCAAUUACAGCCAACUUCAGGAGUUAAUACUGGAAUAAGUGGUGGCAGGACAGGAUCUCAGCCACAGGGUUUGGCUGCUGAUCCGCCAUCAUCGUCCAUGUCUUUGUAUAACCUGCCACCGAAUUUGCUGCCCAACAGUCAGAUGCCGCUUGAUGUUUUCUGGGCUCCGUCGCGUCCUCCACCGUCUUAUUGAGGCCUGCGGAAUUAAUGUGGGAAAGCAAGAGAGUAUCGUUAAUUCAUGGUAGUUUUUCUGAACGCUUUUGAAGUUCUUAGGAAUCAAGAAUCAAGGUUAGACUUUCUUGACGCUCUUGUAUUCCAUGUAAAUCGCAUUUCUGAGUCUGACUAGUUUGUUCGACCCCAACCCUCCUUAAACUUUAUGUCUUUAUGACUGCAUCUUAUGAGACUACUGUUUAAUUUACAUCUUCUCCGAGCUACUUUGGCUGGAACUAACCAUGUCAAAUAAUGUGUUGAAGAUAAUUGGAAAUAAAUUGCUGCAUCUUAUCUAUA